Dalotia coriaria is the source of this 1368-nucleotide messenger RNA. It is a transcript of the gene GMF, whose product is annotated as Glia maturation factor. Gene Ontology annotation, cellular component: actin cortical patch. The record is from RefSeq and is a predicted model, not a curated record. The transcript has 3 exons. Gene Ontology annotation, molecular function: Arp2/3 complex binding; actin binding. Gene Ontology annotation, biological process: actin filament debranching; negative regulation of Arp2/3 complex-mediated actin nucleation. The coding region runs from base 148 to 564 and encodes 138 amino acids. Lineage: Eukaryota; Metazoa; Arthropoda; Insecta; Coleoptera; Staphylinidae.
CAUUGUCGAUUUAUUAGUAGGUAAUUUUAGGUGGGAGUUGACUGUAUGACUGAAUACGAGCCAAAGCAGAGCAACAAUUUAAUCAACUUUACUGGGAAUGAUACAUUCGCAACAAUAACUUUAUCAUAUCUACGAACAUAAAACAAAAUGUCCAACUCAAUAUGUGCAGUGACUGAUGAGAUAAAACUGAUGUUGAAAGAUUUUCGUUUCCGGAAGGAUCACAAUACUGCUGCUCUUAUAUUGAAAGUUGACAGAGAGAAGCAACUCAUUGUCUUAGAUGAAAAACUAGAGGACAUCACAAUUGAUGAACUUCAGGAGUCCUUGCCAAGCCAUCAGCCUAGAUAUGUGAUAUUAUCCUACAAACAGGAGCACAAGGAUGGGAGGGUUUCCUAUCCUUUGUGUUUCAUUUAUUACACACCAAGAGACAGUCAUGCGGAACUACAAAUGAUGUAUGCAGGCUCAAAAAUUUCAUUGCAAAGAGAUGCUGAUCUUACCAGAGCAUAUGAAGUUCGUGAGUUGGAGGAUUUGAAUGAGGAAUGGCUAUUAGAAAAAUUAGGUAACUAAUCACUGAUCAGUACAAAUAUAUAUACAAAACUAUUUAAAGUAAUUAUUAUUACUGAUCAAGUGGUAAAUAGCCUGUGUAGCUUUUGGAUGUAAAAUCAUAAAAUUGAGUACUGAAAGUAAGGACAAUAUUUAUUUGAUUCAACUUACUGUAAAACAAAGUGGAGACAUUCCAUAACAUCAGGGCUUUUACACUUUUAUAUAUUACUUACAAAUAUUGAAUAUUCACCAACCAAAAACCAUUUUUUGCUACAGUUUUUAAUAUAUCAAUGUCAACUUUAUAGAUAAUAUUAAUAAUAUUUACAUAAAUUUCUACUACUAAUCAAAUCAAUUCAAAUAUAUUCAAGUUUUUGCCUAAAGUCCAGAAAUAUAAGAAGCUUUAAAAGGUAGAUACUUGAAAAAAAACAUAGUUCAAUGUGUAUAUUCACUUAAAAUUAUUUUGUUAUAUAUUUAUUCCCUUGAAAGUACAAGGUUGGACAUUGUGACUAUCUGUUUUAAACGCGCAUAAAGAAUUAUCUAUUCGUCCACAUGCUUGCUGUAGGCCAAUGUUUUUGUGUGAUAUUGAAUAAAAUAUCAUUUGAGUUGCGGCCACCAUUUGCAUUAACAAACACAAGAAGAAAGUUACUAAACAAAUAACAAUAAAUUACAUAUAAUAUGACCACGUUCCAAUCAGAUUUAACAAAAGCAAUGUUCUUAUAAUAUGUUGUGUUUGACAGUUGGUUCCAUGUAUUAUCUUCAAUUUAUUAACCUUUGUAAAAAGAAUAUAUCAUAAUACAUGCAUAGCAAAUAAAACCCCUCUGAUUAAUA